Molecule: messenger RNA, 5469 nt
Organism: Corylus avellana
Lineage: Eukaryota; Viridiplantae; Streptophyta; Magnoliopsida; Fagales; Betulaceae
Source: RefSeq, a predicted model, not a curated record
AAGUCAUGGCAGCUCCACUUAACAACUCUCGCCUCUCCUGUACGAGUUGACCCAAACUCUCUCAGAAACCUUUCUUAAAGGCACUUGUAAUUUGUAAAAGCCUCUUCUUACCCAUGCAAAGCCCACCUUUUCUGACCACUCACACAUUCUUCAAUUUUCCACUUAAACAAAAGCAAUUAAAGCCUGUGACUGUGAGCAAAAGUGAAAAAUCGCUCAUCUGAAUUUGUUUCUCUGCUUAAAGACAUUCGAAAGUGAAUUGGACUCGUAAUGGGGAUCCUCCAAGCCUUCUUUUGCCUGGUUUUUUUUGCUGGGAUUCUAUGUACAGAAUCCAACUUCAUGGUAUACAACACUUCGCAAAGCAUAGUCCCUGGAAAGCUUAAUGUCCAUUUGGUUCCUCACACCCACGACGAUGUUGGUUGGUUGAAGACCGUUGAUCAGUACUACGUUGGCUCCAACAAUUCCAUCCAGGGGGCUUGUGUUCAAAAUAUAUUGGAUUCUCUAGUGCCUGCCCUGUUGGCUGACAAGAACCGGAAGUUUAUCUAUGUUGAGCAGGCAUUUUUCCAACGAUGGUGGAGAAAUCAGAAUAAGGCAAUGCAGGAUGUGGUCAAGCAGCUAGUGAGCUCGGGGCAACUAGAGUUCAUAAAUGGGGGUAUGUGUAUGCAUGAUGAGGCAGCAACACAUUACAUUGAUAUGAUUGAUCAGACAACACUUGGGCAUCGGUUUAUCAAAAGGGAUUUUGAUGUUGUUCCAAGAAUUGGUUGGCAAAUUGAUCCCUUUGGACAUUCUGCAGUACAGGCUUAUUUGUUGGGAGCAGAAGUUGGAUUCGACUCACUUUUCUUUGGUCGGAUAGAUUACCAAGACAGAGCUAAGCGCAAAAAUGAAAAAAGUCUUGAAGUUGUCUGGCAGGGUUCCAAGAGCCUUGGUUCAUCUGCUCAGAUUUUUGCUGGUGCAUUCCCUGAGAAUUAUGAGCCUCCACCUGGUGGUUUCUACUUUGAAGUCAAUGAUGUUUCCCCAAUAGUUCAAGAUGACAUUAAUUUGUUCGAUUACAAUGUUCAAGACCGAGUAAAUGACUUUGUUGCUGCUGCAGUAUCACAGGCUAAUAUAACCCGAACAAACCAUAUCAUGUGGACUAUGGGAACAGAUUUUAAGUAUCAAUAUGCACAUUCAUGGUUCAGCCAGAUGGACAAACUCAUACAUUAUGUCAACCAGGAUGGACGUGUCAAUGCUCUGUACUCUACCCCAUCCAUGUAUACUGAUGCAAAAUAUGCUACAGAUGAGUCCUGGCCAAUCAAGAGUGAUGACUUUUUCCCAUAUGCAGAUCGUGCAAAUGCGUACUGGACAGGAUACUUUACUAGUAGACCAGCCCUCAAGCGCUAUGUCAGAAUAAUGAGUGGCUAUUAUUUGGCUGCAAGGCAGCUAGAAUUUUUCAAAGGGAGGAGUAAAUCUGGGCCCAACACAGACUCACUGGCAGAUGCUUUAGCAAUUGUUCAACAUCAUGAUGGAGUUACUGGUACAGAAAAGCAGCAUGUGGCUAAUGAUUAUGCAAAACGCUUGUCUAUGGGGUACACGGAGGCUGAGGAAUUAGUUGCAUCUUCACUUUCUUGCUUGGCUCAGUCCGCAUCAGAUACUGGAUGCGGGAACCCAACAAUUAAGUUUCAACAGUGCCCACUUCUGAAUAUAAGUUACUGUCCUGCAUCAGAAGUUGAUCUGCCUCAAGGAAAAAGUUUGGUAAUUGUGGCCUACAAUUCUCUUGGAUGGAAGAGGGACAAUGUAAUUCAAAUUCCAGUUAUCAAUGAAGAUGUUACUGUUCAUGAUUCUGAGGGAAGAGAAAUUGAAUCGCAGCUUCUUCCUUUAGCUAAUGCCUAUGUGGGAUUAAGGAACCAUUAUGUUAGGGCAUACUUAGGUCGAAGUCCAACUCAGACACCUAAGUAUUUGCUUGCAUUUAAGGUAUCAGUACCACCACUUGGUUUCAGCACAUACACUAUUUCGAGCAUCAAAAGGCCAGGUGCUAGUUCAACCAGAUCAUCUGUAUACACGUUUCAGAGAAGGGAAGAAUCUACUGUUGAAGUUGGUCAAGGAAAUUUAAAGCUGACGUUUUCCACUGAUCAAGGAAAAAUGAUUAAUUAUGUUAAUAGCAGAAGCUUGGUAUGUAAUGGACCUGGCGUAUACUUUGUGGGUGAUGCUCUUGGGGUUUCAUUCAAACUUCUCCGUCCAUUUGAGUGCGUCGCCGAUCUCCUCCGUGUGCUCUACCGCCCACCAUUCAACGUAAUUGCCUACUCGAAUUCAGAUAGCCCAAGACUUGCUCAUUCAGGUGGUUCUCAUAAGGAUCCAUCUCAUAAUUGCUUGUCCUGGAGUACGGGAAAAGAAGGGGAAUAUUAUGGGUAUGGUGGAAAUAAAGGCGGAGCAGCGGAGGCAUUUUUCCAACGAUGGUGGAGAAAUCAGAAUAAGGCAAUGCAGGAUGUGGUCAAGCAGCUAGUGAGCUCGGGGCAACUAGAGUUCAUAAAUGGGGGUAUGUGUAUGCAUGAUGAGGCAGCAACACAUUACAUUGAUAUGAUUGAUCAGACAACACUUGGGCAUCGGUUUAUCAAAAGGGAUUUUGAUGUUGUUCCAAGAAUUGGUUGGCAAAUUGAUCCCUUUGGACAUUCUGCAGUACAGGCUUAUUUGUUGGGAGCAGAAGUUGGAUUCGACUCACUUUUCUUUGGUCGGAUAGAUUACCAAGACAGAGCUAAGCGCAAAAAUGAAAAAAGUCUUGAAGUUGUCUGGCAGGGUUCCAAGAGCCUUGGUUCAUCUGCUCAGAUUUUUGCUGGUGCAUUCCCUGAGAAUUAUGAGCCUCCUCCUGGUGGUUUCUACUUUGAAGUCAAUGAUGUUUCCCCAAUAGUUCAAGAUGACAUUAAUUUGUUCGAUUACAAUGUUCAAGACCGAGUAAAUGACUUUGUUGCUGCUGCAGUAUCACAGGCUAAUAUAACCCGAACAAACCAUAUCAUGUGGACUAUGGGAACAGAUUUUAAGUAUCAAUAUGCACAUUCAUGGUUCAGCCAGAUGGACAAACUCAUACAUUAUGUCAACCAGGAUGGACGUGUCAAUGCUCUGUACUCUACCCCAUCCAUGUAUACUGAUGCAAAAUAUGCUACAGAUGAGUCCUGGCCAAUCAAGAGUGAUGACUUUUUCCCAUAUGCAGAUCGUGCAAAUGCGUACUGGACAGGAUACUUUACUAGUAGACCAGCCCUCAAGCGCUAUGUCAGAAUAAUGAGUGGCUAUUAUUUGGCUGCAAGGCAGCUAGAAUUUUUCAAAGGGAGGAGUAAAUCUGGGCCCAACACAGACUCACUGGCAGAUGCUUUAGCAAUUGUUCAACAUCAUGAUGGAGUUACUGGUACAGAAAAGCAGCAUGUGGCUAAUGAUUAUGCAAAACGCUUGUCUAUGGGGUACACGGAGGCUGAGGAAUUAGUUGCAUCUUCACUUUCUUGCUUGGCUCAGUCCGCAUCAGAUACUGGAUGCGGGAACCCAACAAUUAAGUUUCAACAGUGCCCACUUCUGAAUAUAAGUUACUGUCCUGCAUCAGAAGUUGAUCUGCCUCAAGGAAAAAGUUUGGUAAUUGUGGCCUACAAUUCUCUUGGAUGGAAGAGGGACAAUGUAAUUCAAAUUCCAGUUAUCAAUGAAGAUGUUACUGUUCAUGAUUCUGAGGGAAGAGAAAUUGAAUCGCAGCUUCUUCCUUUAGCUAAUGCCUAUGUGGGAUUAAGGAACCAUUAUGUUAGGGCAUACUUAGGUCGAAGUCCAACUCAGACACCUAAGUAUUUGCUUGCAUUUAAGGUAUCAGUACCACCACUUGGUUUCAGCACAUACACUAUUUCGAGCAUCAAAAGGCCAGGUGCUAGUUCAACCAGAUCAUCUGUAUACACGUUUCAGAGAAGGGAAGAAUCUACUGUUGAAGUUGGUCAAGGAAAUUUAAAGCUGACGUUUUCCACUGAUCAAGGAAAAAUGAUUAAUUAUGUUAAUAGCAGAAGCUUGGUUGAGGAACCAGUCAAACAAUCGUAUAGUUAUUACUCUGGGUAUAACGGAAGUGAUAAAGAUCCUCAGAAUUCUGGGGCAUAUGUCUUCCGUCCGAAUGGCACAUUCCCCAUAAAGCCUGAAGGACAGGUUGCUUUGACUGUUAUGCGUGGACCUGUAAUAGAAGAAGUACAUCAACAAAUCAAUCCAUGGAUAUAUCAGAUUACCAGACUUCACAAGGAGAAAGAGCAUGGUGAAGUCGAGUUUAUUGUCGGACCUAUACCCGUUGAUGAUGGAAUUGGAAAAGAAGUUGCUACUCAAAUUACAACUACGAUGGAUACCAACAAAACAUUCUACACAGAUUCUAAUGGACGCGAUUUUAUCAAAAGAAUUCGCAAUUAUAGAACAGACUGGGACUUGGAAGUGAACCAACCUAUUGCUGGAAAUUAUUAUCCAAUUAAUCUUGGGAUUUACAUGCAAGAUAAUAGGACGGAAUUUUCAGUUUUGGUGGACCGGUCUGUAGGGGGAUCCAGCAUAGUGGAUGGACAAAUAGAGCUGAUGCUCCACAGGAGACUGCUACUUGAUGAUUCAAGAGGUGUUGCAGAGGCAUUAAAUGAAACAAUCUGUGUUCUUGAUAAAUGCACGGGAUUAACAAUCCAAGGAAAAUAUUAUUUCCGAUUUGACCCCCUGGGAGAGGGUGCUAAGUGGCGUCGCACUUUUGGCCAGGAGAUAUAUUCUCCACUCCUGCUAGCCUUUGCUGAACAGGAUGGUGAUAACUGGAUGAAUUCCCAUGUAGCCAGUUUUUCAGGGAUUGAUUCCUCGUACAGUUUACCUGACAAUAUUGCUCUAAUAACUCUUGAGGAGCUUGAUGAUGGAAAAGUUCUCCUUCGGUUAGCGCAUUUAUACGAGCUUGGAGAGGACACGGACCUUUCUGUAACGACAAGCGUCGAGCUGAAAAAACUGUUCCCCAGGAAGAAGAUCAGUAAAGUGACCGAGACAAGCUUAUCUGCCAACCAAGAAAGAACAGAAAUGGAGAAGAGGAGGCUUGUUUGGAAAGUAGAAGGCUUUUCUGGAGAAGAAGUCAAGGUUGUGAGGGGUGGACCUAUUGAUCCUGCAAAACUUGUUGUAGAACUUGCCCCUAUGGAAAUCCGCACCUUUGUUAUUGACUUCAUUCCAGUGUUCCACGAUGGUGUGGCUUCUGCCUAACAAUACGAAAAUGCACCAUGAAAUCCAGUCCUUGCUUGUUCAGAAGACAUUUGCUUUGUGUCCCUCCAAAUCCUCUCAAGCUCCACUUCUGUUGUAUUAAAGGAUUAUGGUCCCCAAGAUUAACUUCUUUUGCAUUAAACGCUUGCCCACGGGUGUCAAUAACAAGACAAUUAGCUCAAGCUCUAUGCCGUACGUGUAUGUUGUAGUUAGUUUGCAAGAGACUAGAAAGUGUAAUGCAAUGAAGUUACAUUCUGUAUAUUAUCAGAAUGUCUGAUGGAA